UUUGUGAUGAUUAAUUGUUUCCAAAUAUUACCUUUAUUACACUGUGGUACUCUAUACCCUGGUUUGUUUUAUAUUUUGACUCAAUAUCCGUUGACAUUUUUAUAUAUGUAAAGAAAGGAAUUUGUUUUGAAAGUGUCUAUGAAAAUGAAGUCGGAAUUUCUAAUUGUUGUCGUUUCAGUCGCAUGUUCGAUUCUCUUUGGUGAUGUUGAAUGCAAUGGAAGCAAUAACGGAGUAGAUCCAUGUGGUGCAGGUAAUCACACAGCGUUAGAGUCAAGUGACAGGCUUCAUUCGAUACACCAGAAUAACCAUGUGUGUGACGAUAACUUAAUCGAAGGCUGGUACAAAUUCGAGGUUAACGGCAGACCCGCUGAGAUCCCGCACUUGUGCUUAAAGAACAAUGUUUGUGGCACCCAGCUUCCUAUGAGAAUUGAUUUAGCGGGAAAAGCGAUGCCUGGCGUCAACGAAACGGUAGACGCGCACGUGUGUACUUCUUAUGACGUCCUGGGAAAAUGGGACUGUUGCGUACUGCGUCAACCAAUCAAAAUAAAGACAUGUGCUGCUGAUAUUUACGUGUACUAUUUGAAACCUACUGAUAGAUGUAAUGUCGCGUAUUGUGUCCAAGAGGUAAAUGACAGCCCUUCCCAAAACUUGACGAUAAAACGAGGUGAUGACAGCAGGUUCCGUGGCAGUUCAACAUCUAUACCCAUCACAUACACAACAACCGCAUCCCAAAAUGAUAGGAACUCUUCAACAACUGAAGUACCCAUUUCCGCCACUAGCACUAACACAUCAGAAGUUACAAGCGAAUCUGUUACGAACAUUCCCGAAAAUGAUACUACAAGAUUAACGGUAACGAUUGCAGGAAUUACCACGGCAAAUGACGAAAAUAUAUCUGUUACCACAGUUACUGCGCCUGUAAAUGUUAGUGUAACAGAAAAUGGUACCAUUGACGACGGUUCUUCCACAACACUUGCAGGUCUUUCGCCUGGUAACACAGAUAAAGCUGUUAACAUGAAUGAUACCACAGCUGUUAACAUGAAUGUUACCACCACAGACUUACCACCACCUUUAACAAAUGCCAGCAGACGACUUAACACAUCAACUGAAAGCAGCGUCUCUGAUGUCGGUGUUACCACUACUGAAAACGUUCCCAAUAAUUCUGUUUCCAUGACAACAUCUUCUUCAACAAUAGAGAACACAAGUACAAAUGACACACCCACCAACCAGACGACAAGUAACAUCGGAACAUCUACAGCAGUCCCAGGUUUACCGUGUGAAAACUGGACUAAAACACUGUGUAAGGACGGGAACACGACAUGCUACCUAUCGCCGACUGACAACACGUCUUACAGAGUCUGUGCAGACCGUAGUGGGUGUGGUGUCAUCUGUGAUAAUGUUCCAGAUUGUAAUGACGGAUCUGAUGAAAGUCAACACCUAUGUCAAUCAGCUUCGUGCGCCGAAAGUCAGCGACUAUGCUCUGAUGGUAUACACUGUUUUACACGAUGUGAUGGCGCUGUGACUUGUUCUAGCCAUGUAUCUGGUGAAGACGAAGAAGGGUGUCUUUCAACGACUACAACAACCUCUAUCACUAACGCAACAUUUUCCUCUACGGACAACUCUCAGAAUGUUACAGAAGAAAUUGAAAACAGUACGUCUCAAACAUUUGCACAAUCAACCCGUCAUGUUACUGUCACAACUGAAAAUGGGAGUCAUCGAAUGGAUAACGUAACAGCUUAUAGUGAUCCAACAACAAAUAGUGAUCCAACAACUACAGAAACUUCAUUUUUGUCAACUGCUGAUACUUCACAAGACCUAAGUACUGUCAGUGCCAGUAACAAUAUUUCAGAUACAACAGAAAGUAUUACAGCCAGGUCUAACACUACAUCUGGAAUGAUAAAUUCAAGUGAGUCCGUAAAUCAAACUAGAAUUGUACCAGAGCCAUCUGUUACAGAUUCGGCAAUAACAAAUAACCAAAGUACCACAGAAGCACCAACCGAUCAAGAAGUAACAGAAUCUAAUCUUGUGACAACAGUAUCAUCUGUACAGAACCACACAUCACAGGAUGAACUGUCAACGGACGGAUCUGUGAGAACAGUAUCUCCAACUUUAAAUCAAACAGUGACCUCGACACAAACUUCUGUAACAUCUGAAAGUUUAACUACAUCAGAGAAAGAACAUGAACCAUCAUCACAGGGCAGUAGCAGUAGUUCAGUAGAGUCGACCAUAGAAUCAACAACAGGCCUUUCUCCAAAUACAAGCAUGCAGUCCUCCUCACAAACGGAAAGACAUACAUCCACAGAUAUUAACACUGUUGUAACCACUGUCAGUUCAUCGGUCACAAUUAUGUCUUCUGGUCCUGGUGUUUCGAAUGGUACUACAAUCCAAGAACCAGUCCAGAGUCCUUCUGGGAUCACUGAUUCAGCUCCAGUUUCAUCAAGCGGUGACGUUGAAGUAACAACCCCAGAACAAACAACCUUAACUUACCAACGUUCAGAUGGUCAGCAAAGUUCGUCAAGUUUCCAUACCACCUCCUCAGCCAAUGUAAAAACAGGUACAUCUGCAACAGUUGAAUCAACACUUUCAGGCAUUACAAGUAUGUCCCCGAAAAUCUCAGUAGUGACAGGAUCUGGGUCUACGUCUGCAGGAGGCAACAAGGCGAUGGAUCAAACUACACAUGUGCAGGAUGAAAAGACAGGUUUAUACUAUGAGAACUUUGGCUUGUUCGUUUUCCUUAUCGUUGCUGGGGUUGUCAUUGCUGGAACUUGUAUGUUUGGUAUUAUUGGCUAUAUGUAUCAGCGGCGAUUUCGGACAUGGAACCCGUCGAUGGCAUACCAAGAUGCUUAUGGUGAUUUUGAAAAGAAACCACUUCCAUUUGGGCGGGAGAAAUUUGGCGUGGAAAGUCCAAUCCCUGACUUUGAUAUUUUACGCGAUGAAAAGAAAUUUGAAGAAACAUCAUUAUCGCAAGCAAGCACUUUGGCAGUCGGACCAACACCUGGGAGAUCAGCAGGACCUCCAUUUGAUGACAGUUACGACGAGAUUCAGCCCGAUGGUAUGACCAAUGGUAAACCCAAUGGCGGAGCGUGUCAACAUGAACCUGAAGUAUCCUAUAUAACUGACGGCCAAACUACCGACAGUUUUCCUGCAUACGAAAAUGGUGAUGGUGUAGUGCCUGUUGAUGAGAUAGAUAAUUCCUCUCCUAGAACACUGUUUCCAUGGAUUGAAAAUGCAGCAGAUACCAAAUUGUAAAAAGGAUCUAAACAUGGAUUUGCAUAUGAUUGUUAGAUGCUGGUUUUUAUACAAUGGGAAGCGAUGUUCAAUAUUUUCGGGAAUUAAAAUAAAACUUCUUUAAAUAUAGAGUGAUAAAUGGAAAAUAUAAUUGAUAUAGGCGAGCUUGUACAAUCUUUAUAAACUUUUCGUAGUUUAGAAUAUUUAUAUGAAGCAUAAUAGAUUUAGGUGUAUAAUUGAUUAGAAUGGGUUGGACAUGGCUAGUGGACACACUGUUUGUACCAAGCAAAGAAAUAUACGUCAAGAACGUGUGUCUGUCUGAAAUAUGGAUGUACGGAUGAUUGUCGGUUAAAUCUGGGACAAAAAAUAAAGUAAAUAUUUUUUGGUUCCAGGUUAAAUUUGAAGAAAAAGGCUGACCGAAAUAACAUUUAAAACAACAAAAACAUGUUAUUAUUGUGGAUUAAAACUUAUAUAGAUAAUUUAGAGACACUUAAGUACAUGUAUAUCUAUUUAUCAAUACAGAACAUCUGGUUUGAGGAAAAAAUGAGAUAAACAAACAUAAACAUAAUUAAGCAUACAUUUUUAAUUGUGCUUUCCGUUCUUUGCGUUUUAUAAAAUUUAGAUAUUACUUUUAAUUUUGAAACAUUUUACCAGUGAAAAUGAUAUGUUUUAAAAAAUAUCAACAUUAUUAAAUUAUUAAAAUGAAUGUAAUUCAUGGAAAAGUAUAAAACUUAUAUGUUUUAUAAAUAGAUUCAAAAUGGGUUAACAUAAUGGAAUGUUUGCCAUAUAUAUACAUGUAUUUAGCUAACCUGACCACAAAGAGGUCAUGGUGAGUAUUUGUGAGAGUCUAUUGUCCAUAUGAUAGUGUUUUUUACAUAUUGCAGUACUGAACACAAUAGUACAGAAUUUACAACACCAAAAGACAUUAAUUUCUUCCUUGAAUCGUCCUAAUUAAGUCAUGAUUUACAGAGUUAUGACGGUCCUUAAAAUAACCCAAACAAACAUGUUUGUCAGGUUUAUGUGAUGUUAGUUUUAUAGCUUCUGAUCUACUUUUAAACUUCCAUUUAUUUAGUUCCGCCCAUUGUUUCCUUAUUCUUUUAUUUUGGAACCAUACACCUCUUUUUCAAGGACUGGCACUUACGUGUCACAUUGAAUGUUCCAUGAUAAACGCCUGUUUCUAAAUUUCACCAUUGUCAUGCUUAAUUGUUGAAUUCUGCUUGCUUUAAGCCAGUGCUAUGGGGUGUGGACUGUAGCUUGCGUUUUCUAGUACCGUCCACAAAUUAAACAGGCUGUGUCAAUGUGAAAUUAAUCUGUUUAGCGAUUGCUGAAAUUAAUUGCAUCGUUCUUAGAUUACUGACGCACCGUGCUGUGUAGGAUCGUAUUAGUAAAGAGUUGUCCAAGAUAAGCAUUUGUCAAAAUUUGACUUGUCUGGCUUAUUGUCAGUAUUGAGUUGUCCUGGACGUCGGCCUGUAGGAUUUAUAGAGCCCUUGCCUUUUCUAAAAACCUGAUAUACUCGUAAUCGUGAGUUCCUGAGUUAUGGUCCUUUUGGAUAUCAGGAAGGUAUAACUUGCCUAGCAUACACGAAAUGAUUAAACAAUGGACCCAGUUGAGCGAUUUAGGGUCAAUGUAGCCCUCUUUUUUGUUUUUAAAAACUGUUUUAUAGUGUACCACAGUGUUAAUUUCAUAUAUUUAUAUAAUAUGUACAUAUCACACAUAAUAUGUAGAAUUUAGAAUUAUCUUCAUUACAUUAUUCGCCCCCAAGUUCACAUCAAGUUAUAAAGAAAUUUAAGGUUGUCAAUGUGUACUUUAUCCAUAAAGCCACAUCUUUUUGUACACAUUAAGGAUACAGCAGUUUGAAUUGUUUGCUCACUUAAGCAAAAAAACUUUUAAGAUUGCCAUCAGUCCGUCAUGCGUUUGUCUGAAGCCGACGUUUAAUUGGUCGGUCAAAAAGCAUUUUCCUUUUUGGUCGGGUUGCACAGGUGCAAGGGUUAUAGUAUGAUGAAUGCGGGCGUCUGGCGGGUGGAAAAGAUUUUGGAACAGUUUUCUCAGCAACUACUUUCACAGCCUCUUGAUAUUUGGUAUACAGCAUUAAUACAUGGUCCCAUACCGUGGGUUUCGAUUUCAGGUAUGUCACUCCUCCACUCCGUGUUUACUGACUUAAAUUUUCGACUUUAAUGGUCAAUGGUAAGAAACUUUCUUAACAGUUUUCUCAGCAACUACUUAUCACAGCCUUUUGAUAUUUGGUAUACAGCAUAAAGACGUCCCAUGGCGUGGGAUUCGGUUUCAGAUCUGUCAUUCAUCCACUUCUUGUUUAUCGACUUUAUAGUAACAUCACAGCCUCAUGAUAUUUGGUAUACAAAUGCAACCCGAACUUUUCUAUCUUUGACCCAUUUUUAAUUUGAAUUUAAAUCAGCCUUGCAGAGAAACUGAUUUUCCAGUAGAUCUGGCUUCCUAUCCGGAGUGGUUUGGCACAUAAAGCAUUACAUAGUUGUAGCCCCUUAAACAGCCAAGAUAGGCAUAUCGCCUGCUUAAUUGAUUUUGACUUAAUUUGCAGAGAACUAGUAGGUCUUAGUUUCUUUCUUUAAAAAUGAUGAUUCUGUCAAGCAUUACCGAGUUAUGGCCCCUAUAAAUACAGAAAUAGAUGCCAAAAUAGGCGCACUUGUGAUAAAUUUUCUUCUCCGAAAGUGCAAAGGCGAAAUUUGAAAUAUUCCACAUGUAGCAAAAUAAAACUCUUUUGACCUUCAGUAUAGUUCUGUUUAUGUGGUAUUGAACUUUGACCUUGAAAAUGAUCUUGUGGCCCCUUGUCUAGCAAGUUUUCAUUUGAGCGAUCGAUCAAGGCCUCUCAUUCCCUCUUGUUCGAACAGGUUUAAAACAUAAGUUUGACUGACUAUAAUAUGUCUUAUUAACAGUAAUUAGUUUGUCAAGAAUUUUAUUCAUUUUUUAAGGAAAAUCUGAAAAUGUCCUAUAAAUGUAUUGCAAGACAAAUGUAUGCAUGCAUGUGGUUAUGUUUAUAUGGGUGUAAUAAUUAUAUGAUAGCAUAAUAAAUGUAUUUACAAUUUUUA
Molecule: messenger RNA, 6287 nt
Organism: Ruditapes philippinarum (Manila clam)
Lineage: Eukaryota; Metazoa; Mollusca; Bivalvia; Venerida; Veneridae
Exons: 11
Coding region: 139-3246 (1035 amino acids)
Molecular function (GO): protein binding
Source: RefSeq, a predicted model, not a curated record